Molecule: messenger RNA, 787 nt
Organism: Prorocentrum cordatum
Lineage: Eukaryota; Dinophyceae; Prorocentrales; Prorocentraceae
Source: the annotation of a GenBank genome assembly
AUGGCUCCUUACUCCGAGGUGCUCGUCUACCUCUGUGGUCCUGCUCGCAGUGCUCUCGCACUGCGAAUUGGGCUUGCCGUAUCACGUGUCUUUGCGGUGCUGCUGCUCCUGCGCGUGUGGUUCAGGCAGCCCGCAAAAGUGAGAAAGAGUGGGGGCAUCGCAGCGGCCAACCCCAUCUGCACCUCGGGCGCUAAGGGAAGGUGGGCUGAUGGCGGCCCGUCGACCCCCGACCUGGUCGCCACCAUCACCGCGGCGCUCGAAAGGAAGUUCGAUCAGAAGUUCAAGUCGCUCAAGGACCCGAAGACUGGACAGGCUGCUGGCCAGGCUCCUCCGCCUACUGCUGGCGACGCUGCUGCUGGUGAUGAUGAGCAGUCGCAGCGUGGAGCGCGAAUCGAGUCCCUUGAGAAGGCACUCCGACAGAUUGGCGACGUCGCCGGCGAUGAUCCAGCCAAGCAGUGCUUCGAGUCUCAACUUCGAGACGCUCGCAAGGCACAGAGAGAUGCCAAACCCGUGUCGCAGCAGCGCACCAAUGUGGCCUUCCGCUUGCAGACUGCGCAGAAGAAGCAGUCCAAGGCUGGCGAGGCUGUCGCUGCCCAGCAGAAGCUCAUCGAGGAAGCCCAACGCUCGCUUCAUGAGUUCGAGCUGCACCCAGAGCUCCUGGAGGCAGAGGGUAAUGCUGACGUUAAGGAGGUCAUGUCCAUCCCCAUCUUCGCCAAGUACCAGCAGCUGUUCAAGGGGCAGCAGCAGGACAGCAAGGUGCUGCAGGUGGAGCUGCUGAUGCACCAAU